Rotaria socialis is the source of this 606-nucleotide messenger RNA. NCBI's taxonomy places the organism in Eukaryota, Metazoa, Rotifera, Eurotatoria, Philodinida, Philodinidae. The record is from the annotation of a GenBank genome assembly.
AUGAUGAAUGAAAAUGAACAUAUUGAACAAAUCCAUGCCAGAAAUCUAUUUAGACAACGUCGUCUUCUAUUUAGCAAGGCCAAAUUAAAAGCUGUUUCACGUACAAGUGCUCUACUGUCGGGCUUUGCUAUGAUUGCUAUGGUAGAAGUUUCAUUAGAUGAUUAUAAGCAAUCAAAAACGUCUACACCUCUCAUCGUUACCUAUGCAGCGCUCACGUGUCUUGUAGUAGGUGUACACCUAUUAGCUUUAAUGAUUAGCACUUGUAUACUACCACUACUAGAAACUGGUGAUAGUUUUGGCUAUGAGGACCAUGAAACAAUGUUUGCUUACAUUGAGCUAGCUUGGAUUUUAAGUACCGGAUUUGGUAUAUUUUUGUUCUUACUGGAAAUUGCUGUCGUAUGCUGGGUAAAAUUUUAUGUCAUAUUGCGUCCUGCAGCCGUCGCAGCUACAAUGAUCAUUGUACCAGUUAUGCUAUUAUUUUCGAUAUUUGCAUUACAUUUUUAUCGACGUCUUGUAUUUCAUAAAUUAAAUCAGCAUCAAACUGAACUGGACCAAAUAGAAAUUGGAUUAACAACUGUAAAAUUUCCAAUGGUGGACAAUGUUUAA